Molecule: messenger RNA, 7160 nt
Organism: Stomoxys calcitrans (stable fly)
Lineage: Eukaryota; Metazoa; Arthropoda; Insecta; Diptera; Muscidae
Gene: psq
Product: longitudinals lacking protein, isoforms H/M/V
Exons: 10
Coding region: 1950-4871 (973 amino acids)
Biological process (GO): regulation of transcription by RNA polymerase II
Cellular component (GO): nucleus
Molecular function (GO): DNA binding; protein binding
Source: RefSeq, a predicted model, not a curated record
AACCGACAAACGACGAAGAACAACGAAAGAAGACGAAGGAAAAGCGAAAAAAUCAUUUUCCUAAUUUUUGGAAGUACUACUACCAUUUGAGCUAUUAUCGUAUUAUAGUUUUGGAAAAAAUUGCUCCUUUGCAGCCUCAGAGUUGCACUCAACGCGCUGAAAACAUCGAAAAUGUCAUACCAGAUGACAGCUUGCCUCAAUAUCUCGGGGUACACACACAAUAGUGUCAUUUAUUACUCUAUUACUCUUUGCCAGUGAAAUUCCUUCAUGUCUGCUGCUGUGUCUCUUAUGUGGAAUUAGGAAUUAGACACACAGAAAAUGCAAAUAAAAAUUAAAAAUAUUCAGAAAAUGAAUAACUGUGAAAGGCAAUAAAGAAAUAUGUUUAACUUUGCAAAUUAAAAUAGAGUUAUACAGAGUGUCCAACAGCAAACAAAAAAAGCAACCAACCAAAGUGAGGAAUACCCAGCAUAAUUGUGGCAAAAAAUAAGAAGGUACUAAAAAUUGUGGGAGAAAUACAAAAGAAAAAAAAAACGGCAAAGACCUUGGAGUGGAAUACAUAUCCAAAUCUGAACGCAAAAACGAAAACCAAAAAAUCAUAAAUUGUGGAGAAUAAAAACAAAAAAGAAAAAAGUUGCCCAUAAAAAAUAGUGCAAAAUUCUUUCAGCGAAGAUAGUGAAAUAAUACAGAGUCUGUGUGUGUGUGUACGUGUGUGCAAGAAGAGAAACCACAAAGCACAAAAACCCCACGAAAAAGAAGAAAAUAUUAAUUAAAACAAAAAAUCUCCGAUCAAAACAAAAUACAAUACAAAAUUUAAUUGAAAAAUGUAAUAAAGUGUGAAGUUGAAUUUUAGUUAUAGUGGGAGUUUCACGCAAAAUAUAAGUUUUAUAAAACAACACAGAGCAUCAUAUUCGCUGUGCGAAAUUUGCUGCUAAAACCAAGUGAAAAUUUUUAAAUAAUUAUCAGAAUUCAAUCUUGCAAAAAGCUAGUAAAUAAAAAAAACUGAAAAAAAAAUUUUUAGUGCUUAGAGGAUAUCAUCACAUAUAUAUUGUGACGUCAAAUUGACCGCCAAUCCCAGCGUCGUUGAGAGCAGCAACAAUUUUUUUUGUUCGUGUGUGAAAAUCGAGCUAAAUAAAAAACACGAAUACCACGGCACAGCCCCCCAACGGGCCCCAUCCAAACGACACAUAAACGCUUAACGCCAAACAUACAUUGCGCGCAUCCCAUAUCAAUCACCUCUGCGAUGAAAUACCCACCUCGCCAAAACUUCAAUUAGAAAUUAUUGUCAAAGGUACAGUGGGGCACUGGCGAUAGAGACUCACUGCUACGCUACGCAUCAAUUAGUGUGUUUGUUUUUAUUAUUUUCCCACAAACAAAUAGGGAAACCAUUGUGGAACAAACACUGAAAACAACGAGAAGCAACACUUAAUCUAUCCCCCUACAAAAGCACCAUUAAAUGGAAUUAUUUAAUUCUGCCGUUUUUCAGCGCUUUGCAGUAGGACAAAUUGUAAAAUUAUGCUUAACUUGUCAGAAAAUCAACUUGCCAACGCAGAUACAACAGGAAUAGCAACAAAACCAAUUUAAUAAAAACAUUUACACUAAGUUUGGAUGUGAAGUGCAUUCAACUUGGUUCGGUUGUUCCACAUCUCAAAAAGUAAGCGGUUUUACAUACAAUUGGAUUUUAUAGGAAAAAGAGGAUAUCUAGAUCCAACUUUAGAAGCCAAACAUUUGAGGUGAUACAAAAGUAAAAAAAAAUUGUAUCGCCAAGGGGCCCCAUCCAAAGAGGCAAAUAUUCCAAAGUCAAAGACAUCUAUUUCCAUAGAAAUUCCAGCAAUAGAAGAUUCUGUAAAUCAAAAACAAUUGCCAAUACACAGCACAAUUGCAGUGAACAGCAGCAUUGGUAAAAAUCCCAACAAAAUACCAGCAACAAAAAGAAAAACAACGGCAACAAAAUGGCUCAACGAAGUCAUCAAUAUUUUAGUUUACGAUGGAACAACUAUCAGAACACCAUGACUUCGGUGUUUCAGCAACUGCGUGAGGACUUGUCAUUCGUCGAUGUCACUCUAUCAUGUGAACACGGUUCACUCAAAGCCCACAAGGUGGUGCUAUCCGCUUGUUCGUCAUACUUUCAAAAGCUAUUGCUUGAGAACCCCUGCAAACAUCCGACCAUCAUAUUGCCAGGCGAUAUCAUUUUCACCGAUCUGAAAACCAUAAUCGAUUUUGUAUACCGCGGUGAAAUAGAUGUUACAGAAUCGGAAUUACAGGGUCUCUUGCGUACUGCUGAACAGUUGAAAAUUAAAGGUCUCUGUGAAACUGCAGAGAAUGCCGAUGACCUGAAUGAUGCUGCCACAGCUACAAUAACCGUUUCAGAAAAUAUACAACAAGCCGUUGUUGGCAAUAUUGUCAAUGCAACGGUAGUACCCGGACAACCCUCACCGCCCAUACCCCACCAGCAUCAUCAGCAACAGCAGCAACAGCAGCAACAGCACCAGCAGCAGCAACAACAACAGAUUAGUACUGCUGUCCUAACACAUGCCGUUAGUCCGAACAGUGCCCAACAAUUGGCAGCUGCCGGACAAUUGGUAACCUCAACACCCACCUCGUCCCAACCACAGCAACACCAGCAAUUGGGUCGCAAAUCAAGAGUACGUAAACGUUCGAAAUCUCCGGAUCUAAUUUUAUCACAUCACGAACAGGCUCAGCAACAACAGAAUCAACAGCAUCCCCAAGCCAUACUAAUACAGAAUCAAAAUCAAACGGCAAUCGUUAGUCUCCAACAGACAUCGGCUGGAAACUAUAUUCCGGUGUCAGGGGUACAAACGGUUACUACAAGUGUAGCGGGUGGCCAGCAACAGCAACAGGGCGGCACAACAAUAGUGACGACAGGCGAAGAUUCUGAUACCGAGAAGCCGACAUUGCAGAAAAUUUGCAAGACUGAAGCAUCAUCAGCUUCACCAGCGUCCGCGUCCUCGGCAUCGGCGUCAAAUAAUGCUGGCGGUGUAACAACAGUAGCAGCACCUGGAACAGCAAUUGUAACACAAAUUGUAGUAGCUAGAGACGGAAAAGAUAAAAAUAUGACUAGUUUAGGCAUGGGCAUGAAUGGAGGAAUUCUGGGAGUACCCAUGGGUUUCCUCGAUUUCGCCCCCGAACCACCGGCACCAUCAGCAACACCAGUUACGGUAACAGAGCACGUGGACCUGUCAUGUAAUCCGAGUACGGAUACCCGAGAUUUAUCAAAUCCCUCGGAACCGCUCGAUAUAGACAAUCAUUUGGCCCAACACAUGAUACAACGGCUCGAUCAAUCUCCCAUGCACUCCAUGCACCAUCAGACCGGUGACGAAUCAAAUUCAAAUCUGGUCCAACAUAUUAAAAGCGAAGUACUCGAUGCCAAACAACAGCAGCAGGUUCAGCAACAGCAACAGGCAGCUGCAGCUGCUGCCGCCCACCAUCAAGCUCAACAGCAACAGCUGCAUGCUCAGCAAAUGGCAGCGGCGCAAAGCCAAAGUCACCAGCAGCAGCAGCAGUCUCAUCAGCAGCAACAAUCGCACCAGCAACACCAUCAACAGUCCCACCAGCAACAGCAGCAUCAUCAGGAUAUAACGGGAGCCACGGUGAUGGAGAUUGAUCCGAGCCAAAUAAAGCAUGAACCGGGCAUGAUAAUUACGCCUGAAAUUGUAAAUAUGAUGACCACCGGGCAUAUGGAUAUGUAUAAUUCUGAUACGAGCGAUGAUUCUAUGAUGAUUGCCAACGGCUCGCCACAUGAUCAAAACGAACCGCACUAUACCAAUUUAGAUCAGCAGCAUGGUGGAGAUAUGAAAGGUCAGUUUAAUGGUCCCAAAACUUGGACACAAGAUGAUAUGAAUUCAGCUUUAGAUGCAUUGAAGAAUCAAAAUAUGAGUCUGACGAAAGCAUCCGUUACCUAUGGCAUCCCCUCCACAACCCUAUGGCAACGAGCCCAUCGCAUGGGCAUCGAGACACCUAAGAAGGAAGGAGGCACCAAAUCAUGGAAUGAAGACUCACUUAACAAUGCUUUGGAAGCGUUGCGUUCUGGACAAAUAUCAGCGAAUAAAGCAUCGAAAGCCUUUGGCAUACCUUCAUCGACGCUCUAUAAGAUAGCACGACGUGAGGGUAUACGAUUGGCAGCGCCUUUCAAUGCCGCACCAACAACAUGGACUCCGGAAGACUUGGAGCGAGCAUUAGAGGCCAUUCGUGCGGGUCAUACAUCGGUGCAGAAGGCAAGUGCCGAGUUUGGUAUACCCACAGGCACUCUGUACGGUCGUUGUAAACGUGAAGGCAUCGAGUUAUCUCGAUCGAAUCCUACUCCAUGGUCUGAAGAUGCUAUGAACGAAGCGUUGAAUUCAGUGCGUAUUGGCCAAAUGUCCAUCAACCAGGCUGCUAUUCACUACAAUCUACCCUAUAGCUCUUUGUAUGGGCGAUUUAAACGUGGUAAAUAUGAUGUGUCAAAUACGAGUGGAACUUCGCUGAAUAACACAUCGGGCAAUACGUCGGGUAGCAUUGAAAUUAUCGAACAUAGUCAAGAGAAUUCGUUGCCUAUGUUUCAGCAACAAUUCCAAUAUAGUCCCUCGCCGCAUCAGCACGGUGGCAGUAGUACACCGCAACAAAGCCAAACCCCACAACAUUUACAGCAGCACGUAGUGCAUAUACAACAGCAACAUCAUCAGCAGCAACCGCAACAUGCGCAACAUAUCCAGCAGCAGCAAGAUGUUGUCACCUCAUCCAGUCAACAAGUUCAACAACAGCACGCCAGCAAUUCAGCAGCAGCAGCGGCCUCGCAGCAGCAGCAACAACAGCAGCAGCAACAGCAACAGAUUCAACAAAUCUAUCAUCAUCACAGUACACCCGAGAGAAGUUGAGAAUCACUGCAAGUUGUACCAGCAGCAGCUACAGUCGCCGCAGCUGCCGUUGCGGCCGCGGCAGCAGCAGCAGCAAAUUUAAGUAUCGGUGGUCACAGUACGACGACAACAACCCUACAACAGCAACAGCAACACCAUCAUAGUGCAACAAGCUCCUCCUCGGUUGCCGCCAACAAACGCAAAAAAUCGUCAAAAGCAAAACGUUGAAAUCCUCGAACGUCUGACAAUUCAUAAAAAGAAUAGCAGCGAGAUUAAAGUUUUGCUACCGACCCAACGACGGUGACGGUGACGACGACGACAAACACACAAAACAUGAAUAGAAUCCCUAUGUAUUUAUGAUGAUAAUGAUGAUGAUGAUGCUGGCGAGAAGAAAAAGGGACGAUGAUCUAGAAGUAAUGAACAAACAAAAAGAAAAGAAAAAAAAAACAAAAAACAAAUACAUUAUUACAACAAAAAACAAAACAAAAUCAGAAUCAUUGUGUAAAUGAAAAUAUUAAGUUAUAUACAUACAAAAAGAAAAAUCAAAUCGUGGAAAUUUAAUGAAAGAAACAAAAAUUAAAGAAGUAAACGAAAUCAAUGUUGAAAAAGAAAAGAAAACAAAAAGAAAAAAAAAAAACAAAGCAAAAAUAACAAAUCAAACAAGGUAUACCAAUUUAUUUAGAUUUUAAAAUCUUUACCUACUACCGAACGCAAAAUAAUAACAAGCAAACAUCAACAUCAACAAACAAACAAACACACAACAACAGAUUAGAAUAGACCAGAAACCAGAUAGACAGCAACACGGACACCAGCCGCAGCCGUAGCAAUUCCGCUGCAGCUUGUGCAGGUGCAACAGCAACUGUGGUGUUGCUUUACAUACCUCCCUAUGGGCCCCAAAUUCUCUCAUUCUCUCUCUGAAAAGCCCACUCCUCAAACUCAAAUCCCGUAAACGAGUUUUCUCCUCCACCACCUACUCUUUAAGGCCACACCAUCACUGACACCACCACCGGGUAUUGUAUAAUAAUUGAGUUGAUUACGAAAGCUGGACAGGAUGCGGCAGAUGUGGAUAUUUCUUUUGGGUGUUUCUACGUUUUUCCUAGUUUUUAAGGUUUAAGUUUAUUUUCCUCUUCUAAUUUUAUUAUUAUUAUUAUUAUAUUACUAUUAUUUUAUAAUUAAACUUAUGGAUUUUAUAAAAACAAAAACACAAAAACCCUAUUGUAAUUAAAAUACAACAAACAAAUAGAGUUAACAGAAAAAGAAGAAAGGAAAGAAAGGAAGAAAUAAUAACUGAAGGAGUUUAUCUAAUUUUUCUUUUUGUUUGAAUUUCCAUUAAUGACCCACUCUUACUAUCCCUCAAUACCAAGACCUAGACUAUAGAUGAUGAUACAACGCCUCAAUCAUUGUUGCGUGAAUAUGUAAUUAGUUCUUUUUGCUAUUAUUCGAUUUAAAUUUCCAAUAGGCAUUUCCCUAUUGCCUCUCGUUAUUUCUUUACUUUUUUUUCCCUUCUCAUUUUCGCAAUGUAAUUUAGCCGACAUAUCUUUGUUAACUAUUUCGAAGAGGAUUUUGCUCCUUUGUCUCUGCUACAUACUCUAAUAAGAAUAGGGGGGAAAGUUGAACUAUAUUUCUAAACGAAUUUUUGAGCUAUUUUAUAAUGUAUUUUCAAAUUGGUAUCGUAAUUUACCAUAGUUUAGUUAAAAUAUAGAAUUCAAAGUUAUAUUUAGUAGUAUUUUUUUCUUUUCAAACAAAAUGAGGAAAAUGCAAACCACAACAAUUCUUAAGACUCAUCUUGUGUUUUAAACUCUCUUUGAAUAAUUUAAAGGUAUUUUUCUUUUUUUUUUUUUUAAAUAAAAAGCUUUAAAUUUGUUUUAUUAACAAAUACUUAAAACAUUCUUUUAUUAUUCCAAAUUUUGUAAGAGAUGAAUAUGAAUUUGAAAUCAUUAAAUUGUGUGAAAAUUUGAAUGAAAUUGGGUUUCUUUUGUUGCGAAAAAUUUUUGUUUGGCUUUUUUCUUUAUUGUUGGAGGGUUUAAGGAGCCAGUCUGAACUCUAGCUGCUGUUUGUUGACUUCUCGCCAACUAUUAUUGUCUUUAAGGAACAAGUGAAGUGUGAGAGUUUGAGUACAGGGAAAAAGUUUGUCCGUUUCGUUUCUAUACAUGGAACGUAUUUGCUGUAGCUAUCAAAGGCUAAAGAAGCUCAAUUCUCACACACGUGAGAGAGUUUGAGAAUCUCCUACAUUGUUAAUUGAUGUAUUCCCUUGAUUAGAUUCAAGUUUCUACUCCAUAAAUAAAUUUUCUACUUUAAAAAAUUUAAAAA